Xyrichtys novacula (pearly razorfish) is the source of this 2763-nucleotide messenger RNA. The record is from the annotation of a GenBank genome assembly. NCBI's taxonomy places the organism in Eukaryota, Metazoa, Chordata, Actinopteri, Labriformes, Labridae.
AUGGAGCGGCUGGGAUUGGAACAACUGUCAGAUUUCGGGGACUAUACCGGCGCUAAGGAGCUGUCUGAGACCUUUAAACUGACCAACGUCCGUCUGAGCCCCGAUGGUCGACACAUCCAUGUCAUCCUCCGCAAACCGAAGGUGGGUCUUGUGACUUUUGACAAAUAUGAACGACUCCAUCUGACCCAGAACCCCAAAAAACUGGAUUUGCGUUCACCCAGACCUGUUCCCAUCGUGGAUAUCUUAUACUUGGACCAUAACAAGAAUAACAGGGACGCAGCUGUGGUUGCAGUGAUUUUCGAGGAUGGGAAAGCCGAGUUUUGGAGAUUUCAGGAGAGCAAAGGAGGCUGGCAUCUCCUGCAAACAUCAGAUUUGUGUAACAGCCCCAGAGCCGUGGUGGUGUCCGUGUGCGCCUGUCCUAAUCUUCUCGUCUGGUGUGAGGAGAGGCCGCCCUCAGAGAGCUCCCCUGCCCUCAGCUCCACCAGGAACAAACUGAGGUACUGUGUCUGCAGACGGGACUUUGAGGUGGAGGAAGGGGGUGUCAGCUUAGGUGGGGUUAAAAUCGCCCUCCAUAAUAACCCUAAAUUCAACGUGGUCAGCUCAGGUGAAUGUGUGCACCUCCUGCCUGACCUGAAAGUGAAGCCUCUGUUGAGCAUCUCCAAGUUCUUCCUCACCUGGUCUCCUCAUCAUGACUCCUUCACGGUCAGCACCACCUGUAAAAACACCCCUCUCAAGAAGCUGUCGGCAAAAGAGUCGGAUUUUAAGAGACUGGUGCCGGACUGUUUGGGGUAUUUAUCGACGCUCGACCCUCCUGAGAUCUACAACUUCUCACCGACAGGAUGUGGAGGUUUGCUGCUUCUGCUCAGCACAGGCUGGGUGUGUUUUCUGCAAAAAGACGGGGUGCUACGGCAGAUUUUUAAACUGGCAGAUAACUGUUUGGUAAAAUUUGGGACUCACACUAGUCUCUGCAUGUAUCAGGACACUCUGGCUCUGCUGAUAGAGCAAAAUCUGCAUCUAAUAGAUGUGAACUGUGGCAGGGAACUGGACAAGCUCACGCUAAAGAGAGAGGGGGUGUUAUACUUAAACCGUGCUGAAAAGUGGACACCUCACCUGCUCUCAGAAACUGGACUUUUUAUGGUUUUAAACAAGGAGCCUGACUCUAACAAGACGAAGCCUCGUGGUUUCAGUGCAGUGGAAAGUACUGAUCCUGGAGCUCUCUUAGUGGAAGCUGUCUUCGAGGAGGCAUGUAAAUACUACCAGCAGAGGAGCCUGAGCAGCACACAGCUCACUGUGGAUGCUCUGAAGAGAGGAGGGAGGUUCCAGGCUCCCAUCUCUUUAGCCUCCAUCGUCAGGAGCUACCUCCUGAGGCAGAAAGGAGCAGAGCUGUCCCAGAACGGAGAUGGACGUGCAGCAGGGCAAGACAAGUUAAUGGUUUCGCUCGAGGCUGAGCUCAAGUGUCUGGUCACUCUGGAGGAGGUGAAGGGCAAUUUAGUGAGGGGGAGUGUGAAAGAGGUGGAGGCUGUGUGUGAGACACUGGUGGAGAAAGAAAUAGCGAGACUGUUGUCCUCCUCAGAGCUGGAUUAUGAGGCUCUGCUCUACCUCAACUCCAUCUUCAGCACCUUCCCCUGCCAGGGGUGGAGGGCGGCGCAGGCUGCCCUACAGCUGCACUACAACGGAGAGCGUUCUCUGUCCAGCAGGGCUUCACCAGACGUGUGGAAAACUGUCCUCAGUCCUGCUGCGACACCCAGCACUGCAGUGUCUGCCUCAUUCACAAAUGGCAGACCCAAACACAACCACAGCCUCAAAAGUGAUCACAUUGCCAACUGUAAGGCCAAACCCACAAGUUCCUCUCUCCCAGCGGCCCUGCCGGUGUUCGAGCUCCUCUGCCACUCGCUUUUCCACUUCCAGCCCAGCUGGUUGCCCACCUUCCUGGAGCUCGCCCAGCAGAAGCAGGGCUCCACCGGCCUGGGCCUGAGCCUGGCCUCUCCCUCCUGGGGUUUCUCUGGUGCAAGAGUAGGAGAGGGUGGGGAGAACAAUGUUCCGCUCUAUAAACGAGCUCUGUGCGUCCUGUCCAGCCUGAGCAUGGACCGAACUCAGCAGCAGGACCUGGAGGUGGAGCUGCUGCUGGUCAGCGGGCGGCCCAACGCCAUCCUGCAGGCUCUGAGGAUCCUCAUGGCCAUGCAGCAGUGGGAGAAGGUCACCCAUGUGGCUCAGAAGUUCUGCAAGCAGAGCCCACUCCUCAACAAGGAGAUUUUCACCACUCUGCUGUGCGAGGUGGCCCAGCAUCGAGACCUGGACCCUUACCUGGACUUGCUGUGGGUGCUGUGCCCAGAAGACCUCACCGUCACAACUAUUCUCAACUUGGUGCUGAAAAACCUACCUUCUCCAAACAGCCCUCCUUCAUCCUCCUCUUCCUCUUUUUCCAUGUCUAUCACACCCCCCUCUCCCCCUGCUCCCUUCGCAGAGCCACAGAACAGUCAGCUGACUAUCGGGCUGCUGAAACCCCUGCUGAGAAAAGUCCUCCAGAGGGAGACCAAAGCGAGCCAGCGCUACGCCGACAUCCUCCAGUCACCAUCCUUCCCACCUCCUGCGCCUCCUCGCCAACCUGCAGAGCAGCAAAGCUCUGUCCCGGACUCCUGCAUAAACUCUGCUCUCGAAAGCGAUACUGACCACGAUUUCCUCGUAGACACAUCCGAAGAGCAGUCGCCCUCGCACGUGACUGUCCCGAGAGCCAGGAUGGCGCUACCUGCUAACCCUGUCUGA